Molecule: messenger RNA, 1276 nt
Organism: Phytophthora nicotianae INRA-310
Lineage: Eukaryota; Oomycota; Peronosporomycetes; Peronosporales; Peronosporaceae
Exons: 4
Coding region: 73-690 (205 amino acids)
Source: RefSeq, a predicted model, not a curated record
GAACUCUUUACCGGUUACCGUAGUUUUUCAAGAAGGCGCACGUAACAGCCCGAGCUUGCUAUUGCUGCAACCAUGGAGGGGAUGCUAAACUACUUCGUGCCUGAGGACGGGGAUUCAUCCGACCACCUGAACGUGGUGCCGCUGCCCCGUGUAGAGCAGCUGCGUCUGCAACACGUCAAAAAGAGCUUCCCGUUGCCUGGUGAUUUUCACUUCCGCUUCAAGACGGCAUUCGAGGGGACUUACGGUGCGUGGCAGAGCAGUAAUAGAGAGGUGAAAACUGUUAGACUAAGGGUGGGGUGGCAUAUUCUAGUGUGGCUAGACGUUGUGAAUGAUGCGGACCCCGUGCCGGACUUCAAUGGGCUCGUCAUUUGCAAGAUCUCCAGAGUGCAGCGCGAAAGCUCGACCCGGCCACCAGAGCGUACCGAGAAGCCCAAAGUCCAAGCGGAAGCUCCCGACCUCAUUGAGACGUCAGAGCCCCCUCAAUCUCCCACUAAGCGAGAAGAACCUCAAGCUGCGCAAAAGACUUUCAACAAUGACCUAGUUGGACUGAUGACGGACCCUGUGCCUUCGCCGACCCCACAAGCUCCUUCAGCUCCUUCGCCAGUCCCUCCGGUGCGGUUUUUCAUUUCCGAUUGUUCCAUAUAUAUUCUAAUAGCUAAUUUCUCUACUUGCGAAUCAUGCAAUUCUUAGCAGAAGAGCCCCGCUCCACCUCAAGCAGCACGCGACCCGUUCGAUGUCUUUGCUGGCAACAACACGGCACCCAUGCGGCCUUCGCCAAUCUCAGCCAACUUGAGCGCAAACAAUGCGCCCCGGGGCAUGUCGCCGACUACUAUGGGGAGCCAUGGCGGGGCUUAUGGUGCGCAGGGCGGCUUCAACCCGAUGGGUUCUGGUGGUCCCUCGCCGAUGGCUCCACGAGGCCCUGCGGGCAUGAACAUUAGCCAGAUGCACAUGGGUAUGGGCCAACCACAGGGCGGCAUGCAACAGCAACAGCAGCAGAAUAGCUUCCAAGGGCUUCAGUGGCAGGGCAUGGGGCAGCAACAGCAGCAACCUCAGCAGCAGCGGAACCCCAACCAGAGGUGGUGACCAACAACCUAGAUACACGCGGAGCACACGGUACGAUCACCGAGAGCAGUGACGUUGUCCUAUUUGGACAAUAUGCAGUCUCCAGGCGAAUAUAUUGAAACCCAUUCCACAAAGUAGCUUUUUCAACUUUGUAGUAUCAAGUCCGAAUAAAAAUGCUCUAAUACUGUACAACCGUUUUCUCGGAUUUUUUCAC